This is a messenger RNA of Hibiscus syriacus, 1491 nucleotides long. Its product is annotated as NAC domain-containing protein 10-like. NCBI's taxonomy places the organism in Eukaryota, Viridiplantae, Streptophyta, Magnoliopsida, Malvales, Malvaceae. Gene Ontology annotation, molecular function: DNA-binding transcription factor activity; transcription cis-regulatory region binding. The transcript is spliced from 3 exons. Gene Ontology annotation, biological process: regulation of DNA-templated transcription. Gene Ontology annotation, cellular component: nucleus. The coding region runs from base 299 to 1297 and encodes 332 amino acids. The record is from RefSeq and is a predicted model, not a curated record.
UUCUUCCAAGACCUAGGAGGCUAUAGCAGACACCAGCAAUAUACUCUCAAUCAUAAGCAGCAAAUUUGAGAAAGGGAGUUCAAAAAAGCGUGGAAGAUUUAAAUUCCUUUGCCCGACAUAUCAAGAAAGUGAAAGUGGGUAAUUGAAAACGUGCUCUAAAAGAGACAAUUUUUGCUUUACUUGUUUAUUUUUUUUGUUUUGUUGUUUUUUGUUAAAUCUUGCCAGAAUUUUCGAAUGUGGGUGUUUGACAAGUGGGGAAGAUGGUGGAACCGGACAUCAGCUUUGUGAUGGGAGUAAGAUGAUCAGAAGAAGAACCGGAGAGAUGUCAUGGUGCAAUAACCCAGACGAUGGCACAAGUGCUCUAAACAUAGUUACAGCAGUCGCCCCCGAAGAACCCUCAACCACCGUCGCCUCCACCUCCGCCGUUCCCUACCCCAGAAUCCAUGAAAUCCCAGCCAUUAUUUGCCCUUCAUGCGGCUAUAACAUACCUUACCAAGACCAGACGGAAAUUCAUGAUUUGCCAGGGUUACCAGCGGGGGUGAAGUUUGAUCCAACUGACCAAGAAAUUUUAGAGCAUUUAGAGGCCAAAAUAAUAUCUGAUCUGCGCAAGCUUCAUCCCUUGCUUGAUGAGUUCAUUCCAACGCUGGAAGGAGAAAAUGGGAUUUGUUAUACUCAUCCAGAGAAGCUCCCAGGAGUGAGCAAAGAUGGCCAAAUUCGACACUUUUUUCAUCGACCCUCGAAGGCAUACACGACCGGGACAAGGAAGAGAAGAAAAGUUCAGACGGACGAAGAUGGGAGCGAAACAAGGUGGCAUAAAACGGGCAAGACCCGAGCAGUUUCAGUUGGUGGGAUAGUGAAGGGUUUCAAAAAGAUCUUGGUUCUCUACACCAACUAUGGCAGGCAAAGGAAGCCCGAGAAAACAAACUGGGUAAUGCAUCAAUAUCACCUCGGCAACAACGAAGAAGAGAAAGAUGGAGAGUUAGUGGUUUCAAAAGUCUUUUACCAAACUCAACCUAGACAAUGCGGUCCAAGUAGUAGUAAUAAGUACGUGCUCGAUAGAAAGUUUAAAAACCGAAGCCAGCAUCAAAGUCCGAUUAUGGCGCCCAAGAGUAGCAGCAACGCUGGUAUCGUUGAAUAUAACAAUCCAUCUUUUGUUUCAUACGGUGAUGGUGGGAGUCACCACCAUCAUAGAGAAAGCCCACCACAGCUAAUCCCAAAUCUGCUUGUUCAUGGUGAUGGAUCCUCGUUUAUUCGAUUAACCUCUGAUACAAGCAAAGGGAGACUUGAAAGAAAAUAGGAUCAAUGGGAAAGAUGAGCAGCCACGACAAGGACUUAACUGGUUGUUAUGUAACAGUCAAAUAAAUUAUGAGAUUGUGAUUUUUUGCCGAGGAAAGGGAGCGAAUAUGGAAGAAUAAGGUGAAUGUCUUCUUUUCUUAAAGAUUAAAGAGUCGGAUGAUUUGGAAUAUUUGCCCAUGAUCACACCACGCACUU